This is a messenger RNA of Pantherophis guttatus, 1508 nucleotides long. It is a transcript of the gene HDAC8, whose product is annotated as histone deacetylase 8. Gene Ontology annotation, molecular function: histone deacetylase activity. The record is from RefSeq and is a predicted model, not a curated record. Gene Ontology annotation, biological process: heterochromatin formation. NCBI's taxonomy places the organism in Eukaryota, Metazoa, Chordata, Lepidosauria, Squamata, Colubridae.
ACGCGGCAGGAAGCCCGUCCCGAAGCAAGCGCGCGCGAGGCUCGCUCGGCCCGGGGCGCUUAUGGACGGCUUGCCGCCGCCGCCGCCGGUCUACGUGUACGGCGCCGAGUACGUGGCGCGAUGCGACUCCCUGUGCAAGGUCCCGCGGCGGGCCAGCAUGGUGCACGCGCUGGUGGAAGCCUACUCGCUGCUGCAGCACAUGAGGGUCGUCCAGCCGCGCCCCGCCCGCAUGGAGGAGAUGGCGGCCUUCCACACCGACGCCUACCUGCAGCACCUGCAGCAGGUCAGCGAGGACGGCAACGAGGACCACCCGGACUCCGCCGAGUUCGGACUCGGCUACGAUUGCCCGGCCAGCAAGGGCGUCUUCGAGUACGCGGCGGCGGUCGGCGGGGCCACCCUGACGGCGGCGCGGUGCCUGGUGGAGGAGAAGGGCCGGGUGGCCAUCAACUGGGCCGGCGGCUGGCACCACGCCAAGAAGGACGAAGCUUCGGGCUUCUGCUACCUGAACGACGCGGUGCUGGGGAUCCUACAGCUGCGCCGGAGGUUCGACCGGGUUCUCUACGUUGACCUCGACUUACAUCACGGGGACGGUGUCGAAGACGCUUUCAGCUUCACCUCCAAAGUUAUGACGGUAUCCCUGCACAAGUUUGCUCCUGGAUUUUUCCCAGGAACAGGAGAUGUGACAGAGGUGGGCUUGGGGAAGGGGCGCUACUACAGCGUAAAUGUACCCCUUCAGGAUGGCAUCAGGAACGAGACGUACUAUCAGAUCUGCGAGACGGUGCUAAAGGAUGUGCAUGCCGCCUUCCACCCUGAAGCUGUAGUCCUGCAGUUGGGAGCAGAUACAAUUGCGGGGGACCCCAUGUGUGCAUUCAACCUGACCCCAGAGGGGAUCGGCAAGUGCCUGAAUUAUGUGCUGCAAUGGCAGCUGCCGACCCUUAUUCUGGGGGGAGGAGGCUAUCACCUUGCUAACACUGCCCGCUGCUGGACAUACCUGACUGGAGUCAUUCUGGGGAAAACGUUGCCCUCUGAAAUUCCCGAUCACGAGUUCUUCACGGAAUACGGUCCUGACUACGUGCUGGAAAUCACUCCAAGCUGCCGGCCAGACCGGAACGAGCCUCAGCGCAUCCAGGAGCUCCUUGGCUGUGUGAAAGGACACCUGAAACAUGUGACUUAGUGGGAAAGAGGGCUCCCUUCUCUCCAGAGCCACUGCACCAGGGAGCAGCUGUCGAAGAGUCUGCAAAGAAACUGCACGGAAAUGCGAGUCUUUCAGGCUGCGGUCCGGGAGUUGUUUGUGCAGCUUGGAGCAACAGGGUGUUAAAGGAAACCUCCCCCACUCCCCCAGCCUGGACUUCCAGCCUCGUCCCUUGCAGAGGCAGCUCAUUCUGGAAGGAGUGGAAGGCCCCAGCCCUGGGCCUCUUGGACUGGCAGGAGCACAGCAAGAUGAGCCCCCUUUGUUGGUCUUUUUUUAAACAGCUGUUUGCCUUGAAAUAAAAAACUGGAUGACUUUG